CAGCGGCGCACCGUCUGGUUGAACUUUCACCCCUGCGGUUUCUUUUGUUUUGAUGUCGCGGAGCAUUAUUUUCACCCACCGAACUCGGGGUUUUACUCUCGGCUAACAAAUGACACAGUCCUAAAUGAUACGCAUAAUAUGUUUCAAAUACGUCGAGCCAACUGUCGGUCAAACGUAAAGCUCGUUUAAAAUCUAUUUUUUAAAUCGCGAAUGGACUUUAGCUGCCCAGCAUCACCAUGCAGCUUUUUCCAGUCAGAUUUUUCUAAUAUCUCGUUAAAGAACGGGUCGUCAGUCAGAACAUCCGAACAACCGAGUGUGGUUUAAUAUUUUCUGACGCCCUUGAGAAGCCUGUUUGGUCACGUUUAAGACAGCAGAGGACGUCGGUGUAGAUCUUUCAAUGGGCGAGGAGAAGCCAGAACCACUAGAUUUUGUGAAGGACUUUCAGGAGUACCUGAGUCAGCAGACCCAACAUGUCAACAUGAUAUCAGGUUCUGUCAUCGGAGUGAAAGACAGUGAUGAUCUCCAAGGAGAACUUGGUCAAAAUGGCCAGGAGCACCCUGCAGUGGACAUGUCCUUAGAAGAUAGUUCAGGGAUGUUGGUGGAUGGCUUUGAGAGAACAUAUGAUGGUAAACUGAAGUGCCGCUAUUGCAACUAUGCCACCAGAGGCACUGCACGGCUGAUUGAACACAUUCGCAUCCACACAGGUGAAAAACCCCAUAGAUGUCACCUGUGUCCUUUUGCCUCAGCGUACGAACGCCACCUGGAGGCACACAUGCGUUCUCACACAGGUGAGAAGCCUUACAAGUGUGAGCUCUGCUCCUUCCGCUGCAGCGAUCGCAGUAACCUUUCUCAUCACCGGCGUCGAAGACACAAACUCCUCCCCAUGAAGGGGGCACGCUCCGCUCUCUCUCACCGAAAGAUGCUCAGUGUUUUACAGAAGAGAGGAAACUCACUUGGUUAUGGCCGCCGGCUGCUCAUCAACCUCAGCCCGCCAUCCAUGGUGUUGCAAAAGCCCAGCUCAGAGCAGCACCACUUGGGUGACUUCUCUCAUGAUCUCCCUCCUCACGCCCACCUCCAUCAGGAGGCCUAUAAUGGUCUAGGAAGGGAUGCACAAGUUAGUGGAGUAAUUGGAAGUGGCUCCAGGGAGGAGCAAGACAUGGCAUUGGACAACCCGCUGAACCAGCUUUCGACUUUGGCCGGUCAGCUUGCGAGCAUACCACCGGAGGCCCAAGGUGCACCGGUGUCUCCCGGAGCAGAAUCUCUACCAGACGAAAAACCCACAUUCCUCGUCCAACAGCCGGUGAUGGCACCUGCUGCCGUCUCUGUCAGCGCGGCUCAAGCUUCUUCUCCCAUCACCUCCGAGCCCAGACCGGCUGCGCACAGCGGCUGUAGUCCAGGAGUUGGACCCUGCAGCGAAAGAACCAGCACUCCCAGUGGUACCAACAGCCAGCCAGGGACGCCCACCCCAGUACAGGACCCCCAGAUGCUCCACCACUGUCCCCACUGUCACAUAUAUUUCCCCGACAACAUCCUUUACACCAUCCACAUGGGUUGCCAUGGUUACGAGAACCCUUUCCAGUGUAACAUAUGCGGACACAGGUGCAGAAACAGCUACGAUUUUGCCUGUCACUUUGCAAGAGGCCAGCACAAAUAAGGACACAUGGGUAUUGAUGUCCUCUUCUUUGCCCUCUUUUACAUAAUAAUAAAAUUAUGUUAUCUGGAACAUUCCAAAGACAAAAUCCCUGCUUUGUAAUUAUUGUAUUUGAACUGUUAUCAGUAUGUUUUGCUGAAGCAAAUAGUAUAGAAUACCCAAGACGUGUCACUCGUAUAAUAUUGAAUAAUAUUGAAUGGGGAAAAAUGCAACACUCAAUAUGGAAGCUUUAUCGAAGGAAGCCCCGCCUUCUGAGUAAAAGAGCCAAUCGCUAAUUGGUAAAGUCAUCGCAUCACUGCAGCUGCCUUUAGAAGUCCCGGUUGCUAUAGAAACAGUCAGCAUUUUGAGACGUGAGUUUAGGAUUGCACAUGCGCAUUGGCAUGAAAAAUAAAGUUUUUUUUAACACUAUUGGAGCAUAAGAAGCAACAUUUAUGAGAAGAUUUCAUUGGUAAUUUCAAAUAUGAAAUUUAAUCAUACGCUUAGCGAACAGUUUUGGAGAAUUUAAAGUUUCCCCAUUCAAAUACAUAGGAGCUGCACUUUCAUGCCCGAGAGGCAUUUCAAAGAUGGCCGCUAAGUGACAUGACUUGCCCUAAAGGGACUUUGGCUGAAGUCAGUAAUCCACAUUGAGAGUGUACAUUUUUUGGUCUUUAAAAAGGUUAGAAAUUUUGAUGCUAAUGGUGUCCUCACAUCAAAAACUAUCAUCCCAGAUUAUUCCAGUUCGAGAUCUUGAGAAUUUCAUCAAAUGUUCAGAUUUUGCCUCAGCUCUUUUGUAAAAGUGCCAGAGUUCAGUAAUUAGUGCCUACAGUUAUUUUCUGAAAGUUGAACCUUAAAAUUUUUUAUUAUUUUUAUUUUUCACAUUUCAAAUUCAGUGACAUGAGUGAUAGUAAAUGUAAUGGCUAUUCUUACACGUUGGAUUUAAAUGUAGUAUAAUUACAUUGCCAUAUUUAAUUUUUAAUUUUUAUUUUUUAAUUAAAAAAAAAAAAGUCAACAAGAUUGUGAUUAAAGAUGAAAAUUUAUAGCACAGGUAAGUUGAUUGUUUAGCAGUGAGAAAUAGUGCCCUGUAGGAUUGUUGUCCAAAUUUACUGUAGUAGCCUGAGGUCUUCUCUUUACUCGGCACCAUCGAACACAUGGCUGUAUACACUGGUUUUGUAAAGCAGUGUUGAUGAUUGUUUUGGGCAGUGUGAGCACACUGUUCUCUCUCUUUCAUUCUUUCUUCCUCAUCGCUACCACCAGUGCCAUGUUGUAGAUGUUAUUUGUAAUAUUUUUGGAAGCGUCUGUGGUGCUACUAUUUAAACAUUUCAUAUGCCUGUCUGCAUAAUGAACUAAAUUAUCAGAUAAGUAUUGUAUAACAUGUUUUGGUGGAUUUGAUGUUGAAUGUCAAUAAACCUGACUCAUGCGAUGUGUACUGAAA
Molecule: messenger RNA, 3062 nt
Organism: Cyprinus carpio (common carp)
Lineage: Eukaryota; Metazoa; Chordata; Actinopteri; Cypriniformes; Cyprinidae
Product: zinc finger protein Pegasus
Biological process (GO): regulation of transcription by RNA polymerase II
Molecular function (GO): RNA polymerase II cis-regulatory region sequence-specific DNA binding; DNA-binding transcription factor activity
Source: RefSeq, a predicted model, not a curated record